AUGGCGGUGGUUCUUGGAAAUUGGGCUUUGUUGCUGGAUGCAACGUCGCCUCGGAUUGUAUUGGCAGAUCGAAAGGCUCGUCCAUUGGCGCUUGACGUUGUUUUGAGCUUACACAAGAGAGACCUUAACGCGUAUUAUGCGGCGAUUGACGGUACAAGUUUCGAAUCAGAUGGUGAGUCAAGGAGCCGAAGAAUUGUGGCUCGUGGAAAGUCGAAUUCGAAGAAGAACGGUGGCGUUGAGUUUGAGAGCGAUGAAGAGGAAAACUGGGACGGUAAUGGAUUCGAUGAAGAGGAGAAGUUCGAUUGGGAGAAAGAAAUGCGGAAGAGAGUGAAGGAGAUAGAGGAGAGGAAGGAAUUGGAGAAGAAGGCGGAAGAAUUACAGAGUAAAAUUGAGGAAGAAGGGAGCGAGGACGGAGAGGAAACUGAGGAAGAGAAGAGGAUGAGAGUGAGAAAGGAGCUUGAAAAGGUGGCUAAGGAACAGGCGGAACGAAGAGAAACGGCUCAGUUGAUGUUUGAUUUAGGUCAGAAGGCGUACGGCAGAGGCAUGUACAGGCGAGCCAUCGAGUUCUUAGAAGGCGCGCUUACAAUAAUUCCCGGAUCUACUUUAUUCGGUGGUGAGAUCCAAAUAUGGCUUGCUAUGGCUUAUGAAGCAAAUAACCGCCAUGGAGAUUGCAUUGCUUUGUACCGGCAAUUGGAGAAGACGCACCCCAGUGUCAGCAUCAGGCGACAGGCGGCGGAUCUUCGAUAUAUCUUACAAGCACCAAAAAUCAAGAUAUCACAGGAGGAAAUGGUAACAAUACCUCUAAUCGGUUCUGAGUACGACAGCUACGCAGCAACGUGGAGUGACAAGAACAAAGACAAAGACCAGAAGGGAAGCUGGUCGACCACGAAUCAGCUGUCGUCGUCUAGAGACUAUUUGGGGGACUUCCUUGUUUGGCGACCGCCAAUUGGGUUGGGAAAAACCCAAGCCUUCUGGGUGGGGCUGACCUUGUGGCUGGGCUUGGUUGGUGCAGCGCUCUUACUUCAAAAGUGACCACUCCUCAAAAUGUAAAUAUUAUAGGUAAUGCCUGAUUAUUCUCAUUCGAAUGUGACGGUGGAUUUGGUUAUAUUUUGACGAUCACUUCAUACUAUAUAGGUUCUUAAACCAUUAUAAAUGAAUUAUAAACGAAUUUGUUUUGUUCUAA
This is a messenger RNA of Cucurbita moschata (crookneck pumpkin), 1183 nucleotides long. RefSeq lists its product as uncharacterized. The record is from RefSeq and is a predicted model, not a curated record. The coding region runs from base 1 to 1032 and encodes 343 amino acids. Gene Ontology annotation, cellular component: chloroplast thylakoid membrane. The transcript has 4 exons. Gene Ontology annotation, molecular function: protein binding. Lineage: Eukaryota; Viridiplantae; Streptophyta; Magnoliopsida; Cucurbitales; Cucurbitaceae.